AUGACCAUCCUAGAAACUAUCUUCAAAGACCACCAACCGCUGAAACUGCUCAAUCUUACAUACCUUCGCUACAAAUCGUUCGCCCGCUUCUGGACGCACAACGGUGCCGCAAUGUCCCAGGAGAUCCCUGGUCCCCUCAACUCCCUUGUCGGUGAUUGCCGCGGGUUGGUGCUUGACAUUGGCCCCGGUACCGGCGAGCUCCUUAAACGGUUCAAUCCCGAGGGCAUCACGGCGAUCUAUGGCGUUGAGCCUGCUGCGGAUUUACAUACGGGACUGCUCAAGAAUGCACAGGAAGCUGGCUUUGGCGAGAAGUACCACGCGCUGCUCUGCGGCGGCGAGCCUGAGAGUUUGAUCCCUGCUUUGCAUAAGAAUGGAAUCUUGAGCACAAGUGGGACGAACGAAGAUGGGAUCUUCGAUGAGAUCUGUUGUCUGAGAGUGCUAUGCGGGGUACCUCAGCCGGAGGCAACUAUCAAAGGGUUGUAUACGUUGCUGAAGCCUGGAGGUAGGAUGGUCAUCUGCGAGCACGUUGUCAAUCCAUGGCGGACGGAGGGCCGUAUUGAUGCACGGGUGAUGCAGUUCGUGUACAGUAUUCUGGGAUGGCCGUUCUUCCUGGGCGGAUGCGAAAUGCAGAGGCAUACGGGUGAAUUUCUGCGAAAGGCGGGAGUCGUGACCGGUGCCAACAAGGGCAUUGGGCUUGCAAUUGUCCGACAGCUAGCACUGCAAUAUCCCAAGUCUCCUUUGCACAGUGGUCCUUUCCUAAUCUAUCUCACUGCUCGCGAUCAGGGCCGAGGUGAAGCCGCUCUGAAAGACCUACACGAUGAUGUGCAACUCAAGAAAGCUAAGGCAUUGAAGAGUGACGGCGGCGAGUCUGAGAUCAGGUACCAUCAAUUAGAUAUAACAGACCGCAAGAGCGUGGAAUCUUUUGCAGCGCACCUCAAGCAGGAGCACGGGGACGGUGUCGACUUCGUCAUCAACAACGCUGGAAUCGCUAUGAAUGGCUUUGAUGCCAACAUUGUCAAAACUACUUUGGGCUGCAACUACUAUAAUACCGUGGAGGCGUGCCACAUGUUCUUGCCACUGUUGAAGCCAGAAGGUCGCAUUGUGAACGUGGCAAGCAUGUCUGGUCAUCUAAAUAAGUAUGCCGACGACAUCCGUAACCGAUUCCUCGCUGCCAAAUCGGAGAGCGAUAUCACCAGUAUCAUGAAGGACUUCGCAUCCGCCGUAGAAGCUGGCAAAGAGAAGGAGGCGGGAUUUCCAAGUGCUGCGUAUGCUGUUUCGAAGGCUGGGUUGAUCGGCGCUACCAAGGCACUUGCUCGAGCUGAAGAGGAGAAGGGAAGCAAGAUUCUAGUGAACGCGUGCUGCCCAGGCUACGUCAAUACCGACAUGACCAAGGGCAAUGGAACCAAGUCGCCUGACGAAGGCGCGCAGACCCCUGUUUUGCUAGCAUUAGCGGACAUCAAAGGGACUACAGGGGGAUUCUGGCAGCAUGAGAAGCCUAUCGAGUGGUAG
Molecule: messenger RNA, 1509 nt
Organism: Didymosphaeria variabile
Lineage: Eukaryota; Fungi; Ascomycota; Dothideomycetes; Pleosporales; Didymosphaeriaceae
Exons: 5
Coding region: 1-1509 (502 amino acids)
Molecular function (GO): oxidoreductase activity
Source: RefSeq, a predicted model, not a curated record